UAUAUAUAUGUAUAUAUAGAGAGAAAGAGAUCUAGCCCUAUUUCCUGAUAAAAUAAUUUGAUAACCAAAGUUUAAACUAGGUCAGCAAGGUGACCUUAGACAUUUUCCUUCUCUACCAUGUUAUAAAUUGUUGCUAGAAUUUAGUUAUACAAGUAUGGAUCAUUAAAUAAUUUUUUUUCUUUUGUUUUCGUAAUUACAUGAUAAUCAAAUAGUUUCUCCCACACUAUCAAUGUUUGUUAAGAAAAAAAAAAUUUAGUUUAUCUUUCACAAGAAAAUUAUAGCUGUAUAUAUGAUCUAUGAGCUUACAUAUGGUAUGUUGGUUAAAUUUGUUGGUUAAAUUUGUACUUCUGACCAAGAAACCCUAAAGCUGCCAUCAUGAAAUAAUUAGAUCGUAUGAGAUUUGUUCAUAGAAAAUACAUUUUAAUUAAUGCCUUUAAAUUGACUCCUAUAUUCAAUUUUUGCAAGGAAAAGGAAGGUGGAGAAUAACAUUUUUAUUACCACCUCUGUUGAUAGAGGUUGCGUUUCAGAUAGGUUUAGUUUUCUUUUUUAACAAAAGAAAGGCAUAAAAUAUAUAUCAAUGAGAGAGAAGGGGCUAAAGCAAUACAUCAAUUCAUCCCAUUCGUAGAUCUAUUCAGAUAAUUCAUAGUUCAUUUAUAUAUAUAUAUAUACCAAAAAAAGUCAUUUUCCUAGUCACAACAAAUACAAAAAAAAAAAAAAAAUGAAGGAGAAAUCAAAGGAAACAAGGAAAAAGAAUGAAACCUACCUCAUGUUUAUCAUCCCACAACUUAAUUUUCGAAAGUCUUUUGAUAUUUAUCCAAAAUAUCACUUGACCUUCACCAUAAAAGGAAUUUUUUUAUUUUCAAAUGAAAAGGAAUAAGCAGACAGAAGACCCAUCAAGAAAAAAUAUACUAUAUAUAACAAAAUAAAUUUCUUGUAGUUAAUUAGAAGUACAACCAAGAAAGUAAAAAAGGGUUUGAGAAAAAUAAGGGAAAGAAAAGCUUCAUACUGAGAAGAAGGGUUGCAAUACUCGUGCAUUUUCCUAGAACUAGCAAAGAUAAAAAGAGAAACAUGAGCAUCACACAAUACAUUAAUCUCGUUAGCUUUCUUCGUAAUCCCAUUCUUUGUCUUUGAAUAAGGACAAGCAGCUGAAAAAGAAGCGAAACAUGAACCACCUCCAAAUCGUUUCAGUGCUGUAAUUGAGAAGAUUGAACGUCUUUACAUGGGUAAAGAUAGCAGUGAUGAGGAGGAACUGAAUGAAACUCCAGAUGAUGAUCAGUAUGAUACAGAAGACUCUUUUAUUGAUGAUGCCGAGCUGGAUGAGUAUUUUGAAGUUGAUGAUUCAGCCAUAAAACAUGAUGGAUUCUUUGUUAAUAGGGGAAAGUUGGAAAGAAUAAAUGAAUCUUCUGUGAUACCUAACCAGCAGCCCAAGAAAAGGCGAAGAAAAGAUGCUGCAAAACCUCCUGGUGAGGAUGACGAUGGUAGUGUGCCAAAUCAUGUAAAAGCAGCAAAGAUGACUGCAGGGGCGGCUGAACCAUCUCUUGGGAAGAAUAAUUCUAGUUCUUCUCUGAAUUUGACUGCAUUAAACGAACAAUAUGGGGAUGUAAAGUCUCAGAAUCAAUUAUCAGUUUCUGGUGAUUCUUCCAAGAAGAAAUCUUCUGAGAUAAGACAAGCAUUGGAUUCUUCUUCAUAUUUAAAAGUUCCGAAUGGUGAUUCUUCUGUACAUUUGGCAGAUGUGAAGGAUAUUGAAAAGUCGAAGACGGGAUUUCUGCAGCCAAAAAAUGUUGUCAAUAACAAACUGAAAGAUGCAAUUGGAUCCUUUGAUGUUUUGCAUCAGAAAUACCAUGAUAAAAAUGCUUAUGCACAAUCCAAAUCCCAACAUGGAAAACCAAUCAGCAAUUUUCAUGAGCUAGAACAAUCGGUUCGGCCUAAAGAAAAGAAUGGUAUCCAUGAACUGCCAGACAUUAAUGUUUCUGAUGGCAAACAUGCUAUGCAUUCAGCAAAAUCUUCACACAUGCCGAAAAAGGAUGGCUCCACUCUUAGGCCCAAAACUUCCAUGCUUGAAAAGGCUAUUAGGGAGCUAGAGAAGAUGGUUGCGGAAUCAAGGCCACCUGCUAUUGAAAGUCAAGAUGUUGAUACUUCAUCCCAGGGGAUUAAGAGGAGAUUGCCUAGAGAAAUAAAGCUCAAGCUCGCUAAAGUUGCUAGAUUAGCGCAGGCAAGCCACGGGAAAGUUUCUAAGGAGUUACUAAAUCGUCUUAUGAGCAUCCUUGGUCAUUUAAUGCAGCUAAGAACACUUAAGAGGAACCUCAAAGUCAUGAUUAGUACGGGUGUGUCAGCAAAGCAAGAAAAAGACGCUAAAUUUCAACAGAUAAAGAAGGAAGUCAUUGAGAUGAUAAAGACAAGAAUUCCUUCUUUUGAGAUAAAGAUAUUGGAGCCACACGCCAGAGCUUCUGGUGAUUUUCAAGAAAUUGAUUCCGAAGAAAGAGUUUUUAGAAGGAAAUUUAGCAUGGACGCAUCAUUGGAGAACAAGAUUUGUGAUCUUUAUGACCUCUAUGUUGAUGGAUUGGAUGAAGAUGCAGGUCCACAAAUCAGAAAGCUUUAUGUAGAGCUUGCCCAGCUGUGGCCAAAUGGUAUGAUGGACAACCAUGAGAUUAAACAUGCAAUAUGUAGGGCAAAGGAAAGACGGAGAGCAAGGUACAAUAGACGUAAGGAUCUAGAGAAAAUCAAGAGGAAAGAGAUGUUGGCACCAAGAUUGGAGGAGAGUGUUCGAGUGGAGUCUGCCUCAAGGGCACAGCCACAGCAGAUGCAAGAGAGGUCAGCUACUGACUUCGAUUGUCAGGUUUUGCCUUCAACUAAUAAGUCAAUUUCAAGCACAACAACAGCUGCUGUCCGGAUUCCCAGUCCCUCAGCAACUGGUUCCAGUUUGGACAUACUAAAACAGGAGAAGUUAAAGGGCAUUUCAAGCAAUGCCAUGGAUGAAAUAAAGGUGGCGGAUGGUUCAAUGCCAAAGAGAAAGGUAAAAAGGAAGCCUGAAAUGGAGUUGGAUGAAACUCAUUUCCGUCCAGAGAAGUUAAAUCUGCAACAGGGUAACGACAGGCACAAGUCCACGAAGCAGCUUUUGAAUCUUGCCCCGAAAUCAAACCUUCCGCAAACUGCUACAAUGUUCGAGCAGUCAAGCUAACAUAAUGUCGUCCAUUUAGGAGUUCUCAUCAUAAACUGAUAAGUGCUUACCCAUUUUUUUUUUGUUCUCCUUCCCUACUCAUUCUUACCUUUUUAAUUUUACUUUUCUUUAUCGUUUCAUUCGUUCAGAGUCUUCAGACCUACUGAUUUGUCACCUUAUCUGGUAGUACCAUUUUUGUAAUUACAUGUUCUUUCUCUUGCAGUUAAGAGUUCUAUGUUAAAUAGGAGAUAGCAAUAAGGUUGUAAUAUUCUAUUGCGAAUGUAUUUUCUAGGGAA
Durio zibethinus is the source of this 3453-nucleotide messenger RNA. Lineage: Eukaryota; Viridiplantae; Streptophyta; Magnoliopsida; Malvales; Malvaceae. The record is from RefSeq and is a predicted model, not a curated record.